AUGUCAAAGAUAGAGUCGGUUUUAAUUAUUGGUGGCUCUGGUUUCCUCGGAUUACACUUAAUCCAGCAAUUUUUUGAUAUCAAUCCCAAACCAGAUAUACACAUUUUUGAUGUUAGGGAUCUCCCUGAAAAAUUGUCGAAACAAUUUACUUUCAAUGUCAAUGAUAUAAAAUUUCAUAAGGGUGAUUUGACGUCUCCCAAUGAUAUGGAAAAUGCUAUCAAUGAAAGUAAAGCAAAUGUCGUUGUUCAUUGUGCAUCUCCAAUGCAUGGUCAAAACCCAGAUAUUUACGACAUAGUGAACGUUAAGGGAACCCGUAAUGUGAUAGACAUGUGCAAGAAAUGUGGUGUCAAUGUACUUGUAUAUACGUCCUCCGCUGGUGUUAUUUUCAACGGGCAGGAUGUGCACAAUGCAGAUGAAACCUGGCCAAUCCCAGAAGUUCCUAUGGAUCCAUAUAAUGAGACAAAAGCUGUCGCCGAAAAUAUGGUCUUGAAAGCAAAUGACCCAGACAAUGAUUUUUACACUGUUGCUCUUCGCCCAGCUGGUAUUUUUGGCCCAGGGGAUAGACAAUUGGUGCCUGGUCUUAGACAAGUUGCAAAAUUGGGGCAAUCAAAGUUUCAAAUUGGUGACAAUAACAAUCUGUUCGAUUGGACUUACGCUGGAAAUGUCGCUGACGCCCAUGUAUUAGCUGCACAAAAACUGCUUGAUCCAAAAACAAGGACAGAGGUCUCUGGUGAAACUUUCUUCAUUACCAACGACACCCCCACUUAUUUUUGGGCCCUGGCUCGUACAGUUUGGAAAGCAGAUGGUCACGUUGCUAAGCAUGUUAUUGUUCUGAAAAGACCAAUUGCUAUUUGUGCUGGCUACCUAUCAGAAUGGGUGUCCAAGUUACUAGGUAAAGAACCUGGUUUGACCCCAUUUAGAGUCAAGAUUGUGUGUGCAUACCGUUAUCAUAACAUUGCUAAGGCUAAGAAGUUGUUAGGUUAUACGCCAAGAGUCGGUAUCGAAGAAGGCAUUAAUAAAACAUUAGCUUGGAUGGACGAAGAUUUGUAA
Molecule: messenger RNA, 1050 nt
Organism: Saccharomyces kudriavzevii IFO 1802
Lineage: Eukaryota; Fungi; Ascomycota; Saccharomycetes; Saccharomycetales; Saccharomycetaceae
Gene: ERG26
Product: sterol-4-alpha-carboxylate 3-dehydrogenase (decarboxylating)
Exons: 1
Coding region: 1-1050 (349 amino acids)
Biological process (GO): steroid biosynthetic process
Molecular function (GO): 3-beta-hydroxy-Delta5-steroid dehydrogenase (NAD+) activity
Source: RefSeq, a predicted model, not a curated record